AUGCGUGUUCUCAUUGUGGGUGGGGGAGGUUACAUUGGUUUCCACAUUGGUCUCGAACUGGCCUCACGCCAACAUGAAGUUACACUAUUUGAUCUGCAUCCCCCAAAUCCGGUCUGGUAUGACAAAUCCGAAACAUGCCCCCUUCCAUUUGUGACGGGGAGCAUUUUAUGUCUCCCCGAUUUGGAACAAGUUCUCUCCCUCUCUAAAGCAGAGGGUGUCAUCCAUUGUGCAGCGCAUGGAAUGUCCUCCAGAGAACAACUUCCAUCCGCUUCAUCGCUUACCGAGUCGAUCAAUAUUGAUGGAACAAGUCUACUCCUCAAGGUCUGCUCAGGACCAUCAUCUUCCGUCACGAGUUUAGUAUACACGUCAACUUUUAAUGUGGUUUUUGGCUGCGACGAGAUCAUCGGAGGUGACGAAAACCUUCCAUACUUCCCCCUUCAUCGACAUUGGGACAAUUACUCCAUCAGCAAAAGUGUGGCCGAGCGUCUGGUUCUUGCUUCGUCUGGAAAAAAUAAAAAGUUUCAUACGUGUUCUCUUCGCUUAGCGGGAGUGAUGGGAGUGGGAGAAACUCGUCACCUCCCACGAAUCGUAGCUUCUCUGCCCUUUCUCAAAUUCCGGUAUGGCAACGCUAAGGUACAAUUUGUGGGAAUAAAGAACGCUGUACAAGCUCAUGUAAAAGCGUUAGAAAAGUUGCACGAUGACCCUGAUGUGGUUGGAGGAGAGGCAUAUUUUAUCAGUGACGGGAAACCGAUUGAACAUUGGGAGUACUUCAGACCCUUAAUUGAAGGUUUAGGAUAUACAUAUCCCAAAUGGGUAUUGCCAGUUGGACUCAUGUGGAUUUUUGUACUUUUGGGACAAUUCUUUUUAAGAGUGUUUGGGGAAAUAUGGGGGGCUGGAAGAGGAUUAUUUCUGUCGCCGGCAGAACUGCUGAAAACGUCGGUGACACACUGGUUUUCGAUUGAUAAAGCAAAACAGCAUUUUGGUUAUGCACCAGAAGAUGUAAAUGAUUUAAGUGGUGUGCUACAUGAAUAUAGGAGAAAAAUGGGGCUGUCCCCACUCCUAAAAUUUAGGAAAAAUGAUACUUAA
Molecule: messenger RNA, 1086 nt
Organism: Folsomia candida
Lineage: Eukaryota; Metazoa; Arthropoda; Collembola; Entomobryomorpha; Isotomidae
Product: short-chain dehydrogenase/reductase family 42E member 1
Exons: 2
Coding region: 1-1086 (361 amino acids)
Biological process (GO): steroid biosynthetic process
Molecular function (GO): 3-beta-hydroxy-Delta5-steroid dehydrogenase (NAD+) activity
Source: RefSeq, a predicted model, not a curated record